Frankliniella occidentalis (western flower thrips) is the source of this 2686-nucleotide messenger RNA. It is a transcript of the gene Arp2, whose product is annotated as actin-related protein 2. The coding region runs from base 121 to 1320 and encodes 399 amino acids. Gene Ontology annotation, molecular function: actin filament binding. NCBI's taxonomy places the organism in Eukaryota, Metazoa, Arthropoda, Insecta, Thysanoptera, Thripidae. Gene Ontology annotation, cellular component: Arp2/3 protein complex; actin cortical patch. The record is from RefSeq and is a predicted model, not a curated record. Gene Ontology annotation, biological process: Arp2/3 complex-mediated actin nucleation. The transcript is spliced from 10 exons.
UCAACCUGUCUUCCCCUUCCACCACCUUUCUGACGUAUGCGGCGAAUGAUGCAUCGGGGAGUGUUCGGUGGGGGUUAGAUAGUAAUCAAAAAUUCCUGUUUUCUUUGAUAAAUUGUAACAAUGGACAAAAAUGGGAAGAAGGUUAUUGUUUGUGACAACGGGACAGGGUUUGUCAAAUGUGGCUAUGCAGGAUCCAAUUUUCCUGCUCACAUUUUCCCAUCCAUGGUUGGGCGACCCAUUAUCCGAGCAGUCAACAAAAUCGGAGAUAUAGAAGUUAAGGACUACUGUGUCAGAGACUUGAUGGUUGGAGAUGAAGCAAGCAAAUUGCGGUCAAUGCUUGAAGUCAAUUACCCCAUGGAAAAUGGCAUUGUCAGGAAUUGGGAUGAUAUGUGCCAUGUUUGGGAUUAUACUUUUGGACCAGAAAAGAUGGAUAUAGACCCAAAGGAAUGUAAAAUUCUGCUAACUGAACCACCUAUGAAUCCAACUAAAAAUAGAGAAAAAAUGAUUGAGGUUAUGUUUGAAAAAUAUGGCUUUGCAGGAGCUUACAUUGCAGUUCAGGCUGUUUUAACCCUGUAUGCUCAAGGCCUUAUCACAGGUGUAGUAGUGGAUUCUGGAGAUGGUGUUACCCACAUUUGUCCUGUAUUUGAAGAAUUUGCUCUACCUCAUUUGACUCGUCGCCUGGAUAUUGCUGGAAGAGAUAUUACUCGGUAUCUUAUUAAGCUUUUGUUACUUCGGGGGUAUGCAUUCAAUCAUUCAGCUGACUUUGAAACAGUUCGUAUGAUGAAAGAAAAGUUGUGCUAUAUUGGGUAUGAUAUAGAAACUGAGCAAAAGCUGGCCUUGGAAACUACAGUUUUAGUUGAACCAUACACUCUGCCUGAUGGAAGAGUAAUCAAAGUUGGUGGUGAGCGCUUUGAAGCGCCUGAAGCCCUUUUCCAGCCUCAUCUUAUAAAUGUUGAAGGACAAGGCAUUGCUGAGCUUGUUUUCAACACCAUUCAAGCUGCAGACAUUGACAUGCGUUCAGAACUCUACAAACACAUUGUUCUCUCUGGCGGAUCUACAAUGUACCCUGGCUUACCCAGUCGACUUGAGAGAGAAAUCAAGCAACUUUAUUUGGAACGAGUUUUGAAAAAUGACACAAAUAAACUUUCGAAAUUUAAGAUUCGCAUUGAGGAUCCUCCAAGGCGAAAAGAUAUGGUUUUCAUUGGUGGUGCUGUCUUAGCUGAGGUUUCUAAAAAUUCAGACUCCUUCUGGAUGACCAAUGAAGAAUACCAGGAAAAUGGAGUUGGGGUAUUAAAAAAACUUGGUGCCAGGGGCAAUUAAAUCUUCUUUGCUAAGGCUUAUUUCUUAAAUUUUGUCAUUAUAUCUGUGGAGGGAGUUGUCAUUUAUCCCACAGAUAUUGCUGAGUUGACAGUUGAAACAUUUCCAAAGAAGUGUUAUGAAAUAAAUCCCUGGCAUUUUCUUGUGCGUCAGCGCUCAGUGUGUGCUCUAGUCCACGUCCAAGUGUACUACAGUAUUCUAUUUCUUACUUGUUUAGAAGGAGAGAAGAUUAUCUAUGUGAUAUUCUCUGAGCAUUUAACACAAGUGUACAAGGACUUCAAGGUAAAAUUCUUGUAAAAUUUUAUAUCCUUGAGUUGCAAACCUAAAAUGUUAUCUUAGUUAAUUGUAUGGAUUUUUUUGGGAAUGGGAGCAACAGCUUUGUCCACCAAAAUGUUUGCUCUUAGAAACAAUUUCUUUCUUAUAUGACUACAACCAGUGCUGCCAACAAAAGUCAAAUUUUAACAGUUUUGUACUGAUACUUAUUCAUAGCAUUACUUCUGUCUGUUUGUGAUUUUCUUUUCUCCCCAUUCAUUCAAUUUGACAGUUUGCAAAUCAAAAACAUCUCUUGUCAUCACAUAACUGAUCGACUUUUCAGUCUAAUUCUUUUCUUGUUAUUUUUAUUAUUUCUAUCCAUUCUCUUCUUUUUUUCCCUGUAAAGUGGAUAAUAUAUGUGAGGCUUUACAUUAGUGCUGUAUUGCUGGUAAUAUUCCAGUGGCUCUUUUGCCUCAGUUGAAGUUCCUAACCUGGACUACUCUUUUCCUAGCCAUGGGAUGCAAUUUGUGUAACUCAGCAUAGAGAUUGUGAUUUUUCUGUCGUGCUCAUUCUCCUGAAUAUAAUUCAACAUUUAGUUUUUGAAAGAUAUUGGUGUACUCUUUUGUAAACCUGUAUGUUUAACUUUUAGUAUGUGCUAGAAGUGCAACGUUGUCCAACCUGUAAGUGAAAAUGAAGAAGAGAGAAUUUGAAUUCAACGUUUCAUGAGAGUAAAAUUAUACAUAUUAAUUUUAAUGGAAGUAUUUUGGCACAUCAAUUGCCUUUUUGGCUCUGGAUGAGUGCUAUUAAUGGUAUAAGUAAUUUUUGAGUGCAACAAUGUUAGCAUUCCAUUGCUUGUAGAGCUAACAGAUUUUGUACCACCUCAUCAUUUUAUUUUUUAUUUUCCCAACCCCUCUUUAUUUUAUUAUCAAGUUUAUUUCUUGCUUAUAUUUUCUUUUGAACUGUAUGAUUGUGACCAGAUUUAUAAUAAAUGUGAAUGUUUGUGUAACAAUCUUUGUACUGAAUUCUGUAUGCAUUUACUGUUGUUCUAAUUUUAUAUAAAGUUGUUAAAAAAAUGGAGGAAUGUAAAUGAGCAAUAAAAUGUACGUUGAAAAUAUCA